AUGAUUGAUCAGUUGCCAGUUGCACGACUGUUGGACGUUGCAGCACAAAGAGAAAAUGGCAACAGACAACUUCAAGGACGAUUUGAAGUUGCCCUUGGAAAAGAUAUGACAGUCGAGGAAUAUUCGCCUUCUCAGUGGUCCGAAAGGCUGUCGGCACAGGACAUCAUAUCCGCCCAUGUGGAAUUGGUCAGGAAGCUGUCGGAGGCUUCUCGCACGGAGGUGCCUAACCGCCUAAACGUUUCUUAUGGGUCAGGGGAGAAGAUGGGUUCUGGAUGUGUUUGGAAGAAGAUUUACCAGGAGGUUGCGACGGUGGCUUCCAUUGUAGAGGAAGUGAGGAAGCCAUUGUCUGGACUUUGCAAACUUGCACAAACCCGCGGGAGCAAAGGGGUCGUUCUCUGUGGCCAUUCAGCCGGUGGUCAUUUGGUCUUUUACAUGGAAAUAAAGAACCUCUGGAAAUUGCUAUCUUUUAUCUGUUUUCCACAGGUACUUUCAGUUGCAGGUAAAGGAUCACUAAACGGGAAUAACUUAGCAAAAUACAAAGAUUUGAUCAAAGGCUGCAUUCCCAUCAGUGGGGUCUUUGACCUUAGGCCAUUGGUCAAAACAUACGUAAACGAACCCCUCAACUUAACAGAAUCCUCGGCGUGGGAACUCUCGCCGUUCGCGGGAAUUAGCGAGUUCGCACAAGACUGGCAGAAGUUGACCCUCAUGGUAGCCGUGGGUGAUCAAGAGUCUCCCGAAUUUCAGAGACAAUCGAAGGAAUACUAUCAGAGGUGCCUCCAGGCUGGGAUGAAGACUGAGUUCAUGUUAGUUAAUUCAGCAGAUCAUUUCAACAUUGUGGAA
Macrobrachium nipponense is the source of this 840-nucleotide messenger RNA. Its product is annotated as kynurenine formamidase-like. The record is from RefSeq and is a predicted model, not a curated record. NCBI's taxonomy places the organism in Eukaryota, Metazoa, Arthropoda, Malacostraca, Decapoda, Palaemonidae.